This is a messenger RNA of Perca flavescens (yellow perch), 4202 nucleotides long. RefSeq names its product zgc:171566. Gene Ontology annotation, cellular component: vacuole. Lineage: Eukaryota; Metazoa; Chordata; Actinopteri; Perciformes; Percidae. The transcript is spliced from 9 exons. Gene Ontology annotation, molecular function: gamma-glutamyl-peptidase activity. The record is from RefSeq and is a predicted model, not a curated record. Gene Ontology annotation, biological process: tetrahydrofolylpolyglutamate metabolic process. Bases 279 to 1241 code for a protein of 320 amino acids.
UAUAGAAGGCUGAACUGAGGUACAGAGCGACAGACACAGAGUUAUCCCACAGCAAGAGAGAGGAUAGUUCAGCCUUUGGUCUCACAGCCUCAUCACCCGGAAGGAAGCAUAUUCUCGGAUCCUUAUUUACCAUUAUUUUUUCAGCAUUUUCUUUAUUUUUUUUAUUUUUUUAUAGACAAAUACCCAGCACCGAUAUUGUAAUCUUUUCAUCAUCAGCCUGCAUCCCUCACCAUCUCCAGCGGUUCUGUGUUUCUAAUCCUGCCUGCCCGGUGUGUUGGAUGUGUCGGCCGAGUGCAGCGGUGCUCGCGGUGUUCACCGCCUGUCUCUGCGGCGCGAGCGUGUGCGCGGCGGCGGCGGGGAGAAGCCAGCAGCUCAAUUACCGACCGGUCAUAGGUGUGUUGGCACAGGAAAAUCUUCCAGGAGACCAGUUUGCCCGUGGCUCCUCAUAUAUCGCUGCCUCCUAUGUCAAAUACCUGGAGGGAGCCGGGGCUAGGGUCGUACCCAUAAGAAUAAAUCGCACGGAACAAGAAUACACUAACAUAUUCUACUCAAUAAAUGGGUUGUUGCUGCCGGGAGGAGAUGUAGAUAUUCAAACAUCGCAGUUCAGCCGAGCAGCCAAACUCUUCUACGACUUGGCACUGAAGGCCAAUGAUGCUGGGGACUACUUCCCCAUCUGGGGAACAUGUCAGGGCUUCCAGCAGCUGUCCGUCCUCACAGCCAACAAAAACCUGCUAACCCUCACUGAUACCAAGGCUGUGGCUCUACCUCUCACUCUUACACCAGCGGCCCAGUCCAGCCGUCUCUUCCGAAGUUUCCCCAAGGAUCUUCUGCAGUCUCUGGCCGAGGAAAACAUCACUUCCAACUUCCACAGCUGGAGUCUGUCUAUGCAGAACUACAGCCGGAAUGCCAAGCUCAAGAGGUUUUACAAGGUCCUGUCCACUAACAAUGAUGGGAAGAAAGAAUUCAUCUCCACAAUGGAAGCCUACCGCUACCCAUUGUAUGCAGUGCAGUGGCAUCCAGAGAAGAGCCCCUUUGAGUGGAUAGAUAAACCAGGCAUGAUUCACUCCACCACUGCUGUAAGAGCCUGCUUCUACACUGCCAGCUUCUUUGUCUCUGAAGCCAUGAAGAACCAGCACCAUUUCUCCAGUGCUGUGGAGGAAGAGCGAGCUCUCAUCUAUAACUUCUCUCCCGUCUACAGAGGCAUGCAUGCCAUCUUCGUGCAGAACUAUUACUUUGAUUGAUGGACAGUAUACCGAACACCAAACAGACCUGGGCUCAGUCUAGUCAGAAUUUGUCAUAAGUACCGUCAUCUUGGCCCACGUUUAAAACCAAACUUUAUGCUGUCGUCACUUACAGUAGCCUCAAACAUCAAGUCAAUAAUUAGCCGUUUAGCUUAGCUUAUUUGCCAAAUAUCCCCAAAAAGAAUAGCCUUCUUACUUCAACAGUAUAUCACAAACAACAGCCAAAUCAAAUGACAGUUUCUAGAAGUAGCUUACUCACUUAUUGUCUCUUUUGCCAUCUUAAUACAAGAAGAGGAACAAUGGUGCUGGUUAUGCUGAGACAUCAGGGAAGCAAUGUCUGUCUUAAAGCUAUAGUGCGUAGUUUCUGUCUCCCCCAUUAGGAAUUCUAAGCAAUGACGCCAACACUGUCGGCGCAUCCACAUGACGCAAGCACCCCCAUCCCUCUCCCACACAGUUGCUACAGUAGUAUUGUUUAACCUGUCAAAUCAAGUAGGACACGGAUAAUAAUAAUAACAUGAUGGACACUUCAGAAGAAGUAAUUAUCUUGUCAUUUUGAUGUCCUCUUUAUCUUGAAAGCUGAACGCUGCUGCUGUUCUUUCUCAGCGGUGACGUAAAACACAUCACUAGAGCUUCUACGCGCGAAAGUUGCUGGACUACACCAUUUAGUUAACAUAGCCAUUCAAUUAGCUUUGUAUGAACUCAUUUGGACAUGGCUUGAAUGUAAAAGAUGUUCAUUCAUGCUAAAUAGUUGCUCACUAUAGCUUUAAGUCAUCGAUCAGUCAGUUGUCAGGAACCGUUAAACAUUGUUCCUCUGUAUUUCCUUCAGAUGUCAUGCUGAUCAUUCGUGGCACAACAUUUGCUGAAAUCCGACAACACAGAAAAAAACAGCCAAUUUAAAUAAUAAUGUUAAAGUUCGCACGAGUUGAUUUACUGUAAUAUUGAAAAUAACACAUAUAUGCUCCUCCUUAUUAGGCUUUGGAGUUGCUGGCAGAUUUGAGAAACACUGUUUUUAAUUUUAAAUUAUUAUAAUUUUUUUUUUAUCUGACAAAUAAUGGUUUCAUACCGUCUUCAAUCCAAAUCACCUUAUAGUGUCAUGAUUUGUUUUUUAACAUGGCUGUCUGCCCGACCCAUUAAGGGACAGUAGUAACGUUAAAGGGGCUAUAUUCUAAGCAGAGCUUCUUGGAAGUAGUGCAUUUUCACACUUGAUCCGUUUCAGUCCUUCAAGCAACGACUUAUUAGGCAGCAUUUUUUGCGCAUAUGUGAACAAUCCAAAGGAGUGCGGGUCUCAUCAUCUGUGCAUUGUGAACACAACACACUUCAGGUUCGCUUUGCCCUUUUGCCUUUUUGACAAUGUAUUUUAGCCCUGAGGCCCCAUCAGAGCUGAAGUGGACCAGAAAGAGAACUGAGCCCUUUUUCAAGUAAAUUGACAAUGUGAACCCAGAAAGAACUGAGUCCCUUUUCUGUUGGUUCACUUUUUGGUUCACUUUAAGUGGACUGAGUUUGGUUUGUUUAAAGAAGACUAUAUGUGAAAACAUCCAGAGUGAACAAAAGAUGGUGCUCUUUGGUAGGGGGCAAGAAUAAAUCGAAUAGACAUCAAGGAAAAGCCCAAGGCACUCGUCUUAAGAAAAAAAAUAGUUAAUGUUAGGAGGUUAAAGGCACAGGAAUGGGAUGAAACUAUUUAAAACAGCAGGUGUGAACACAUCAUCAGGUGCAGCUGGUGUUUUAAAUAGUUUCACCCCAUUCCUGUGCCUCUAACUUCCUGAAGAAGUUGGUUUUAAACUGAUGAUGCCAGAUGAAUUAAAAAUUAUUAAGAUGAGUGCCUUGGGCUUUUCCUUGAUGUCUAUUGGGCUAUAUUCUACCUCAAAUUAGCCCCAAUAACCGCAAACUAAAUUAAAUCAAACAUAUCCAAAUAUCCAGUUGUCAGGGUGUCUUUCGUUGCAGCACAGCAUUCCCAUGUUUUUAAAAUGCUUUAUUGGAUACCUUUGCUGGUGUUUGCCAAUAUUAAAUGACUCAAAAGUCCACCAUACAGGGCUUAACAGACUGAGUGAUCAGUGAGAGAAGAGUUUUGUGAUGAGCUGCUGUUUCAGUAUCUGUCUGAAAUAAUGAAUGUGAGUCCGUAACGUUAUUUCUGUCAAAAUGGAAAGAUACUCUGCCACCUGUAUUCCAAGUUGUUCAACCCUCUAUGUCUGUAAGCAAAAACAGCAUUCAGUGUGUAUGUCAAUGAGAAAUGGAAAUCCGGUUACCAAUUUAUCUUUUUAAAAAUAACUACUUUCCUAUUUUGAAGUUGUAUAGUCAUUUUGUAAUUUUGUUCCAGAGGCAAAUAUCAAUAAUCACAAAACUCUAUAGAUGAGUCUUGAGAAAGAGUUCAUCUUGACAUGAUUGUAUUCUUGUGUGUCUCUGUGGGCAGUUCCAUAGAGUGGAGUAAUUGUAUUUUGUAUAUCACAUUCAGAGAAUGCUACAUGUCUGUAGAGAUUAUCAGAAUUUGAAAAUGUAUAGUUUUUACAUUGAAACAUUUUCAGUACCAAUUUCAGUAGGCUCAAGAAGUGGCAUUUAUUUUAUACAAGGAGGGGGGCGGGUUGGAAACAUUAAAACAUUGUCGGUAUCUCAUUACACACCAACAAUGUUGUGAAAAAGUGGAUUGUAUGGAUCAGUUCACGAUUGUCUGAUUUUGAAAUGUAACAUUGAAUGUUUAAUGCUGUAGCAUGGCUUCAUUCAUCCAAUUUUUUAAACUAGUAUACCAAACCAAUAAGGCUCAUAAUUUUCUGUUUUCUUUUUAAAAUGUUAUCAGAUUAUUAUUAUUAUUUCAGUCUAGUUGAAAUUAUUUUCACGCAUUUUGCAUCCCCACAAUGAAACAUUGUUUCUUGCUGCAAGAGAAGUCUUCUGCUGAAAAAUACAGCCAAUGUGAAAAUAAAUAAUUACAAAUCCAGUAUUUCCCUUUUGUGUGUGAAUAAAAACAAAAAU